AUGGCGGUUGACUUUGGGGACCACGCCAGCGGGUUCCGCCACACGGAGGUGAUCAGGUUCAUCAACAACGAAGUCCUCAUGAACGGCGGCGGCCCAGAUUUCUACGUGGCCUUCCGCUCACGGCCCUGGAAUGAGGUGGAGGACCAGCUUCAGACCGUCGUGGUCGACCCUCAGGUGCCGCGCACCAUUAAGAGAGCCUGUGCCUGGAGCGCGCUGGCCUUGAGCGUGCGUGUGGCUGCGAGGCAGCGAGAGCAGCAGGCGCACCGCCUCCGGCGGCUGCAGGAGCAGGUGGAGGAGCGCGAGACGGCUGCCUGGGCCCUGGCCUCCGAGCUGCAGCGGCUGCGUGGGGAUCGAGAGGAAGUGGCCACGCAGUUGCGCUUCACGCAGGUCGCCCUGCAGCAGGCGCUGAUCGAGUGUGAUGUGCUUCGCGGGCGGCUGCUCCACGUGGAUAGGUCGGCCCAUAUCAUCCCGCUGGCCCAUGAAAUACUGCCUAGGCCUCGAGCCGAGCAGCAUGGGACUAUAGCCUGGCCCCUGAAUGCUGAGCAGCAGAGAGAUGUGGUUGCUAUGGGGUUUCCUGGUAGGUUGUAUCUCGAGGCCCAGGUGCCAGCCCCGGCAGCUGUUCUUUACAUGCCAGGUCCCCCAAGUCCCUGGGCUCAGGCCAUACAACCCCCUCUGCCAGCGCCGGUGCCAUACUCACUUCCAUUCCAAGCACCACUCCCAGUAGGAAUCCCUUUCUUGCCAGCUCUGCCACCAGCAGUAGUCAUGGAUGCAGAAGCUGCAGUAGUCCCACUUCAGAUGGUUCCUCUGGGGAGCUGCCCACCUGGUCCAUGUGCUGCAGUGGGCUUCCGGGAGGAGGGGGCCCCACCGUGGGACCAAAGGAGUUACAGCCAGGAGGGAGGUCCUGAGAUCCUCCAGAAUACAGUCCCCCUGGGGAAUAUCAGAAACCUUAGCCAGGAAGGUCUAGGGAAGCCUCAGGGAAUGGUCCCCCUAGGGGAUAGCUGGAGCCACAGCCAAGAAGAAGGGACACCCCAGGGGAUGGUCUCCCUUGGGGACAGCUGGAGCCAGAUCCAGAAAGAAGGUCCAGAGAAGGUCCAGGGGAUGGUCCCCCUUGGGGAGAGCUGGAGCCUCAGCCAGAAAGAAGGUCCAGAGAAAGCCCAGGGGAUGGUCCUCUCUGAGGAUAGCUGGGGCCAGAGUCAGAAAGAAGGUUUAGAGAGGCCCCAGGGGAUGAUCCCCCCUAGGGAGAGCUGGAGCCUCAGCCAGGAAGAUUCAGAGAGAUUCCAGGAGGUGGUUACCCUUGGUGCCAGUCAGGAAGAAGAUCCAGAGACUCCCCAGGAGGUGGUACCCCUGAGGGCCAGGAUGGCCCCCCUUGGUGCCAGUAGGAGCAAUAGCCAGGAAGAAGAUCCAGGGGAGCCCCAGGAGGUGGUACCCCUGGGGGCCAGCGGGAGCCACAGCAAAGAAGAAGGUCCAAAAAAACCCCAAAGGAUGGCCCCCCUUGGUGCCAGUAGGAGCAACAACAAGGAAGAAGAUCCAGAGGGGGCCCAGGAGAUGGUAUCCCUGGGGGCCAGUGGGAACCACAACAGGGAAGAAGGUCCAGAGGGGGCCCAGGAGAUGGUAUCCCUGGGGGCCAGUGGGAACCACAACAAGGAAGAAGGUCCAGAAAGACCCCAAGGGAUGGCCCCUCUGGGGGAUAACAGUAGCCAAAGCCAGGAAGGGGAUCUGGAGAGACCCCAAGGGACUGGUCCCCUGGGGGGCAGCAGAAGCGACAGCCAGGAAGAAGGUCCACAGAGGCCCCAGGUGCCCCCCCUGGGGGAUGGCUGGAGCCAAAUUAUGAGGGAAAACCCAAAGAUACAGCAGCCUCUGGGGCAGAAGGCCAAGCAACCAAAAGGGAAAAAAGCUUUGGAUUCCAAGCACCAGGAGAAAUUUGUCUCAAGAUGCAGUCCCAAGGAUUGGGACUGCCCAUGGUGUAAAGCCAUGAAUUUUUCAUGGCGCAAGUCCUGCUAUAAAUGCAAGAAAGUCUGUGUGGCAGGCUCUCUGCUCCCCCGAGACAGGUGGAGCCCAGGGGCUGGGAAGUUAGAUGGUCUCCAGUCUGAACAAAAGGUGCUCUCAAGUUCCCCCAUGAAAUCCCAGCUCACCAAGCUCAGCCUCUGUCAGAGGUUUCCUGAUUCUAGUAAUAAAGAGUGUGCACUUGCCUGCUGUGUCUUCUGUGUGGUGUGCAUCUCGGGGCAGGUUUGCUCCAGGGCGGCAGUUUAA
Molecule: messenger RNA, 2250 nt
Organism: Callorhinus ursinus (northern fur seal)
Lineage: Eukaryota; Metazoa; Chordata; Mammalia; Carnivora; Otariidae
Source: RefSeq, a predicted model, not a curated record